AUGAGCGCUUGUGGAAAGGCUGGCCGCUGGGAGCACACACUUGCCCUACUGAGUAAGCUGCCAGACCAGAAGAUCGAGAUUGAUUCAUAUGCGUGCAGCACAGCUGUUUGGGCUUGCAGCCGCGAGACCGGUCCUGCAGGAUGGCAGAAGGCAUUAGCCGUCUUCUUUGACUUGUGUGUAUUGGGGGUGAGACCGAAUGAGGUGGCCUUGGGAUCUGCUAUAGCUGCAUGUGAAGUGGCAGGUUGCUGGGAAACUGCGCUUCAGCUGCUCUGGAGUGAGGGAGCCGGGUUGGUCUUGGACACGGCAUGCAUGAAUUGUGCAAUCAGCGCAUUGCAAACAGGCAGCCAGUGGCAGCUCGCAUUUUGCUUGUUUGAGUCCCUAUUGCCCAGUGUGAGACCCAAUGACCUCACUUACAGUGCUCUCAUGCGCGCUUGCAGACGAGCAUACCAUUGGGAGAGAGCGCUACAUGUCUGGGCGGCAUGUGAGCGAGUCCUGAACCCAAGCCUUCUCACUUGGAGUGAAGCUGUGUCUGCAGCUGAGUGUGGUGGGAAGUGGGAAUUUGCACUUCUUCUUGCCAGCAGCUGUGCUGAUUCCAGUCUGAAGCUGGACAGUAUCCUCUGCACAGCUGCUGCAAGCGCAUGCCACAAAUCGAGUCGAUGGCGAGAGCCUUUGCAUUUGCUCCACCUUAUGCGCAUUCAUGGCCUCCGAGCGAGUUUGCUUGCAUGCAAUGCUGCCACAGCGUCAUGCGGAUCAUCACCUUCUCGCUGGAAGCGGGUCUUUCAGUUGUUGGCGUGGACGGACCGAUUUCUGAAGCGUGAUGCCGCAAUUCAAGCUGAGGUGGUAUCCAUCUUUGAGAGUACAAAGCAGGGACGCUGUCUGGGCCCCCUGCUGCAAGAGACAGCUGAACUGACUCUGUCAGCACUGGGUCGUGACCACAGAAGGCACGGCAUGGGACGGAAUGGGACCUGGAGGUUCAGGCCAGUUCCAGAUGGGGAAGGACAUGGAAAAAAAGAGAUUGGAGCUUUUAGCUGA
Messenger RNA from Symbiodinium pilosum, 1032 nucleotides. The record is from the annotation of a GenBank genome assembly. NCBI's taxonomy places the organism in Eukaryota, Dinophyceae, Suessiales, Symbiodiniaceae.